CACCAACUACAAUGUUUCCGCCCGCUCCUUGUGAAUUGUGCCUCAACCCUCUGUUACUCUGCCCCUUUCACCCUUUCGAACCCGGUCCAUACGACGAUGAACCCGAUACCUCCCCGUUCUAUAGCGAUAUGAUCGACGUGACGUUAGAAACCUUUCGACACAGCGUAGCAUCAGCAAAGCAGCUUGCAGCUUCCAACAGUCGCAGGAAAACAGAUUCAGGACGAUUUCGUUGUACUUUGUGCUCGCAAAGUGUCACUGCAAAGCACAACUUGCAGAGCCAUCAUAAUUCUCACUAUCGAAGGAAAGAACACCAUUGUGCUCCAGAGGGCUGCGGAUCGAGCUUUACGACGAAAUCAUCUCUGAAACGCCAUCGUCGAAUGUGUAACAAAGCAAAGGUGUAGGAGGAUUGACCCUGGAGGUCUAAUUCCGCGCAUUCAUUUCCUAUCUAGAUUUUACCUGCGUCAUAAAGUUCUUUAGAUGUAGAAUUUGAAGAACGCGUAUCAACUAAAAACGCCUAGGAGACCUGGGGUC
Molecule: messenger RNA, 531 nt
Organism: Laccaria bicolor S238N-H82
Lineage: Eukaryota; Fungi; Basidiomycota; Agaricomycetes; Agaricales; Hydnangiaceae
Exons: 3
Coding region: 12-401 (129 amino acids)
Source: RefSeq, a predicted model, not a curated record